ACAGCUAACGCGUGCAUGUGUACGUGCGCGCGAGCGUGCAAGCAAUUCCUUCGUGAAUUUUUCUUUUCCUUCGCUGGUGUUGUGUCACCGGCGGAUAAAACGAGAGGCUGAGGGACCCUGACGGACGUACGAACGUACGUCGCGAUAUGUCGGAGCACCACCGCGUGGCCGGUGGCUGGGGCACCGCGAGCCCGGGUAACCGAGAGGAUGCUUCCGGCGGUGCCGCCUGGUGGCCUUCGGGCCUGAAUACCGAUCAACAGCAACAGCAGCAGCAACAACAGCAACAGCAACAACAGACUAUACAUCAGCAUCUGCUGACCCAACAGCAGCAGCAACAGCAGCAACAGCAGCUCGCACAACAGCAGCAGCAGCAGCAACAACAGCAGGCGCAGCACCAUCCGGACAACGUCCGGAGUACUGCCGCUGCGGCGAACCAACAGCUCUUCUCCUACAAAAUGGCCUCCAGCUUCCAGAACCCGGCCACCACCGGCGCGGCAUCGAGUCCGGUCUCGACAUCCACGCCGGUCGGCGGCGCCGCCGCGUGCAUGAGGGGUGGAUACGAUUACAGGCUCGGUGCGGCGCCGGGUCCUGGACAAUAUCCAGGCGGAGUCAUGGACGCUGCCGCACAGAAUAACCUGCACCAGCAGUUGCAGGGCCAGCAGCAACAACAGCAGCCGCAGCAGCAACAUCUCUCGCCCAUUACCACGCAAACGUCCACGCCCCCCGUUAUGUCCCCGAUCUCACAUCCGCACGUAGGUCAACUAGAUUUCCGAUUAUUUCUGCAGCACCCGAUACAGCAGAUACCGCAAAAUAAUCUUCAACAAAAUAACGCUCAGAGUCUGCAGCGGGACAAUAUGCCGAGAGGAAAAGAUUCGAAGCCAAGAGGACGGAUGACAGCGUACGCGUUCUUCGUCCAGACAUGUCGUCAGGAGCAUAAAAAGAAGCAUCCCGAGGAAAAGAUCGUCUUCCGGGAAUUCUCCAAAAAGUGUGCAAUGAGGUGGAAGACUAUGUCGGACAUCGAGAAGAAACGUUUCCACGAAAUGGCAGAGAAAGAUAAGAAGAGAUACGACACGGAGAUGCAGAAUUAUACGCCGCCUAAGGGAGAAAAUAAGGGCAGAGGCAAGAAACGUAAACACAUCAAGGAUCACAAUGCUCCCAAGAGAUCGCUGUCCGCUUUCUUCUGGUUCUGCAAUGACGAACGUGGUAAGGUCAAAAUGCUGAAUCCUGAAUAUGGUGUAGGUGAUAUAGCUAAGGAAUUAGGCAAGAAAUGGUCGGACGCAGAUCCCGAAACCAAAUCUAAAUACGAGGCUAUGGCAGAAAAGGAUAAAGCUCGAUACGAAAGGGAAAUGACCGCGUACAAAAAGAAAAUGCAAAAUGACGGAGCCCCAAUGGUAGGAGGUGCGCAGGCGAACCAAACUACAAUAAAAAGCGACAGCGAAGAAGAAUGGAAGGAAGACGACGAAUAGCGGAUGCACGUCGAAAUUUCUUCAUCUAUCACCCCGUGUCCUUCAUCCUGAAAGCAUACCUCACCUACUGUACGUACCAUUGACCUUAGCGUGAGCGUACUUACACCACCAUCACUAGGAGAACAAAGCAACUAACCACCUACCAAUCAACCAAGCUCUUCAACAAUCCCCACCAACCAACCUCCUAAUUCUUUCCCCGAUUAUUUACGAUAAUGAUAAAGUAAUCCGCGCUAAUUAUGGUAAUUAUUUUAAAAGGAAAAACUGGUAUGCAUGAGUGAUGCGCGAGCAUGAGCGAGCGAGGAUCAUUGUGUGAGUGAACAUUUGUACUUUAACAUAUUGAUAGUAACGAUGAUGUAAAGCGGCUAGUAGGAUAGCAGAAGAUAAUAAAGAAAAAAAGAAAUCAGAACCAUGAAUUAAAAACAAAAGCGGAAGAGAUAAGACAAGGCCCAUACUUUCUCUAUCCGGAUGGAAGGCGCAGGGGCUCAAUCAUUGUUGACUUUUUGCUCCGUCGACGCUAUAAUUAUGAGCUAUGUAGCUUAAUUUACUAAUGACGAACACCGCGAUAAUGACGGCCUCGUUAGCACGAGGAUCGGAGAUAGUUGUAAUUCUUUUUACGUGGAUUUUUUCCGAUAUGCAAAAAUCAUGCUUUUUUUGAUUGUCUUUUUCACGCAUUGCCAUUGGCACGGGAGAGAUCACUAUUUUAGAUCCUCGUUCUCGAGAGAGGCAAAUCAUAUUGCGUGGUGUUACAAAAUUAAUAUACUAUACCAAGUCUGUAUUAUUUGAGCUCCAGAGUCAAAACGCAAAGCUAUCGACGUAAAAAAAAAUUCAAUGCAAGAUUUUAGGAAAGGACUGUUGAUAAACAUCACUUAAAUGUGUAUCAACACUUUAUAGUUCCCGAAAUCUUACCCACAUUGAAUUUUUUUACGCCGAUGGCUUUGCGUUUUAGCUUCGGAGUUCAGAUUGGACAGGCAUGUACUAUACUUUUGGGGAUCUUUCUUUUAGUUCAGUUCAAUUCCAGUUCAGUUCAAUUCUGUUCACUUGUUGCCAGCGUCGUUAUGGCAUGAACACGUAUACACACACACACACACACACACACGCACACAGACACACACACACACAGACACGUGCAGACAAUUGUUGUAUAUCCUUGUACAGAAAGCUUCAUUUUUUUCUUUCGUAUAUUUUUAGCAAAUCGA
Acromyrmex echinatior (Panamanian leafcutter ant) is the source of this 2662-nucleotide messenger RNA. RefSeq lists its product as uncharacterized. Lineage: Eukaryota; Metazoa; Arthropoda; Insecta; Hymenoptera; Formicidae. The record is from RefSeq and is a predicted model, not a curated record.